UUCGCCGUGCGCUCCUUCGGGAACCGCUGCUGUAGGUAACUUUUAUACCAUGGAUUCAAGAGGGCUUUCAACAAGUUUUAGGGCUCGUUUAUCUUCUGGAACGUGAUUCGAAUUCAUUCUGCGGUUUCGUGAGGUAAUUACGCAAAGGCUGCAGGAUUUCUGAAGACUUUUGAAGAGGGUUUUUGUCAUUAUGGGAAUGAAACACUCCUCGCGCUGUUUGCUCCUCAGGAGAAAAAUGGCGGAUGCGGAGAGCACUGAGCAACAGCCCCUGAGUGCUGCCCCAUCCCAGUCGGUCCAGCCGUCUCCUCUGCCCAAACCAGUGUCAUCAGUCCAUCAUGCCCAGCGGCCCACACACCCGUCUCACACGCCUCACACCCCUCAUUCAGCCAACUUACCCAGCUGCCCUGGCAGAGGAAAGAUGGCCAAGUUCCUCAACCCCGACGAGAUGACCUCCAGGGAUUACUAUUUUGACUCGUACGCCCACUUUGGCAUUCAUGAGGAAAUGCUAAAGGAUGAAGUGAGGACGUUGACAUACAGGAACUCCAUGCACCAUAACAAACACAUCUUCAAGGACAAGAUCGUGCUGGACGUGGGGAGUGGUACUGGCAUCCUCUCCAUGUUUGCUGCCAAGGCCGGAGCCAAGCACGUGUAUGGGAUUGAAUGCUCAAGUAUAUCAGAAUACUCUGAGAAAAUCAUCAAGGCCAAUCAUCUGGACAGUGUUAUAACCAUCUUUAAAGGGAAAGUGGAAGAGACGGAGCUGCCGGUAGAUCAGGUGGACAUUAUCAUCUCAGAGUGGAUGGGUUACUGCCUUUUUUAUGAGUCCAUGCUCAACACAGUCAUCUACGCCAGAGAUAAGUGGCUGAAACCUGGAGGUCUGAUGUUCCCAGACAGGGCUGCUCUAUAUGUGGUGGCCAUUGAAGACAGGCAUUUAACUAGCCUUAAAAAUUCAAAGAGUAGAAAAGAUCUGUCAAGUGUCUCUGUGGCCUUAUCCUGUCUGUGUGUUCCAGUUAUAACCAUCUUUAAAGGGAAAGUGGAAGAGACGGAGCUGCCGGUAGAUCAGGUGGACAUUAUCAUCUCAGAGUGGAUGGGUUACUGCCUUUUUUAUGAGUCCAUGCUCAACACAGUCAUCUACGCCAGAGAUAAGUGGCUGAAACCUGGAGGUCUGAUGUUCCCAGACAGGGCUGCUCUAUAUGUGGUGGCCAUUGAAGACAGGCAGUACAAGGACUUCAAGAUUCACUGGUGGGAGAACGUUUAUGGUUUUGACAUGACUUGCAUCAGGAACGUAGCUAUGAAAGAACCACUGGUGGACAUCGUGGACUCAAAACAAGUGGUAUCCAACGCCUGCCUGAUCAAGGUCAGCCAUUAA
Sinocyclocheilus grahami is the source of this 1366-nucleotide messenger RNA. Its product is annotated as protein arginine N-methyltransferase 8-B-like. Gene Ontology annotation, biological process: chromatin remodeling; peptidyl-arginine methylation, to asymmetrical-dimethyl arginine. NCBI's taxonomy places the organism in Eukaryota, Metazoa, Chordata, Actinopteri, Cypriniformes, Cyprinidae. The transcript has 8 exons. Gene Ontology annotation, molecular function: histone methyltransferase activity; protein-arginine omega-N asymmetric methyltransferase activity; protein-arginine omega-N monomethyltransferase activity. Bases 191 to 1366 code for a protein of 391 amino acids. The record is from RefSeq and is a predicted model, not a curated record. Gene Ontology annotation, cellular component: plasma membrane.